Molecule: messenger RNA, 1508 nt
Organism: Penaeus vannamei (Pacific white shrimp)
Lineage: Eukaryota; Metazoa; Arthropoda; Malacostraca; Decapoda; Penaeidae
Source: RefSeq, a predicted model, not a curated record
GUGGGUCGGAGGGCCUUGCGCUGCUCCGAGAGGCCUCACUCAGUCACCGGCCGUUAGAGGGGGAACAUCGCCGCCCUUUCGCGCCUCGAAGACCCGCGUGACGCCCCGAGAGCCUCGCCGCGCAGACAUGGCCGACCUCGACGAGAGCCUGGCGGAGGAGGAGCUGGAGCUGGCCCACAAGGUGGAGCUGCCGCCGAUCGCCGCCACCCUCAAGGUCGAGCUGGGCCUCAUGAUCCUGUCGGCCAUCGCGGGCGUCUGCGCGAACCUCGCGGCCAUCUGGGUGGCCGCGUCGGCGCGCAAGAGCAACGUCAUCAACUUGUACGUGCUGCAGCGGGCCGUGUCCGACCUGCUGUACCUCCUGACGGUGCCGGUGCUGGCGGCGCGGAUCCUCAUGCGCACGUGGGCGUUCGGCAGCGCCAUCUGCAAGCUCACGGUGUCGAGCGCGCACAUGUGCAUCUUCGCGAGCUCGGCCUUCCUGGUGGCCAUGAGCGUGGAGUGCUACAGGCACUACGCCCACAACGCGCCCAUGGCCCGCACGCGGUGCUUCUACGCGGCCACGACCCUCAUCUGGAUCGGCGUCGUGUCCCUCAGCGCCUCGCUCAUCUCGUACAUCGACGUCGUUAAGGGCUACAGCGGCAUGUUCUUCUGCACCGUCACCGACUUCAACCUCAAGUUCCUCACCUUCAUCGACAGCCUGUCCAUCGUGAUGGUGAUGGUGCCGAUGCUGAUCAACUGGGGCUGCAUCCUGCGCAUGGCGGCCGCUCGGAGGGCGUGGAAGCGCAUGGGCCUCAGCGAGAAGGCGCUCGCCAACAGGCGCUUCCUGGUGGCGCUCAGCGCGGCCUACACGGUCCUCCUCACCCCCUUCUGCAUCACGCGGCUGCUCGGCAUGACCUCCUCCUUCAGCCUCACCCUGCUGAGGGCGCUGCAGCUGACCAGCCCGCUCACCUACAUCAACGCCACCGUCAGCCCCGUCAUCUACCUGCUGCUGCGGCGGCGGCUGACGGCGCCGGGCGAGGGCGAGCGGCAGUCGCAGGAGGCCAUCACGUGCGUCGAAAUCUCCUCGGACGCGUGAGGAGCCGCGUCGCGCCCGAGGACCUUGGUCUCGCCGAGGAAGGAGUUCGGGUCCGGGAGAGGACGGGGUCUGGGGCCGGCGGCGCGGGUCUCGGCUCCGCGCGCGCCGGGCCAUGUGUUCGCUUUGCCUCGUCCGGCCGCGCAGCCCGAGGAGGCAUCGCUAAAUUGAGUGCGAGCAGAGAGAGAGAAAGAGAGUGAGAGGCCAACCCAAGCGAGCGCCCUGCCGCACGAGGAAACAAAAUUCGACUUUCCUAGUAUUCCUGAAAUUUGUCUUUUAUUCCUUUCCACAGUGGUUCAUCUUUUCGCAAAUGUUUUAGGCGUUACAAUGGUUGUAAUUGUUGUACAUUAACGGAACAAAGGAUAGGGAAAUAAAGUACAUGUACGUAAAAGAAUUUAUAAGUAUUAACAAAUACACAUGGAAUAAACGAUAUUAUAUA